Messenger RNA from Hemicordylus capensis (graceful crag lizard), 6782 nucleotides. RefSeq names its product zinc finger protein 420-like. Gene Ontology annotation, cellular component: nucleus. NCBI's taxonomy places the organism in Eukaryota, Metazoa, Chordata, Lepidosauria, Squamata, Cordylidae. The coding region runs from base 338 to 5938 and encodes 1866 amino acids. The transcript has 8 exons. The record is from RefSeq and is a predicted model, not a curated record. Gene Ontology annotation, biological process: regulation of transcription by RNA polymerase II. Gene Ontology annotation, molecular function: RNA polymerase II transcription regulatory region sequence-specific DNA binding; DNA-binding transcription factor activity, RNA polymerase II-specific.
GCUGGGCAAAGGAAGAGAGUUGCGCGUCCUAGAGAGCCCGCUGAGAAGGAAGGCUGGCCCUGCAAGGAGAAACUUCCCGUCCCGUCUGGCUUUUCUCGCCAGCAGCACCAGCAGCAGCUUCUUGGGAGAAGAAUCCGGGAGAACCUGGGGUAUGAAUGUGAACUAUAUGCUUGUCUGGGAAUGACAAUUACUUUCUGAAGCACCAGCAAACUUGCCUUGGCCUUGUGUGACUAAGAGGUGGAUUUAUCACAUUCUUCUUGAACUGGGCAGCAAAGUAGCAUUAGAGGAAGAAGAGCUUUUGGAUGUGAUGGGAGCUUAAGCUGAGCUUAGUGAGACCAUGGAUGUGCCAAGCCCAGCGAACAGUGCAUCAGGGAAGGGAACAGAAAAAGGCCCUCCAGCUACCCAGUCUGGCAAUGAUAAUGGAUUCUGGGGGGAAACUGUGCAGAAGAUCUUGGGAGGAGACACAUCGAGCUCAGAUGUCCAGGUCAGGAAAUUCAGAGAGUUCGUCUACCAGGAAGUUGAAGGGCCCCGAGAGGUUUGCAGCCGACUCCACCACCUUUGCCAGCAGUGGCUGCAGCCAGAGAGACACACAAAAGCUCAGAUUCUGGACCUGGUGAUCCUGGAGCAGUUCCUGACCAUCCUGCCCCCAGAGAUGGAGAGCUGGGUGAGGGAAUGCAGAGCGGAGACCAGUUCGCAGGCGGUGGCCCUGGCAGAAGGUUUCCUCCUGAGCCAGGCAGAGGAGAAGAAGCAGGAAGAGCAGCAGACAGAUGGGAUGUUAACCCAAGCAGCCCCUGAGCUCCAAGUUUCCAAGAGGGUGACCUGUCAGAAGCUGCUGUUCAGAGGGAUUGUGCAGAGGAGAGACGGAGGCCCCAUUGUGCUGGGCAGUGAAAUGACGCUGGCGACUCCUCCUGGACCUUCUCCUCUUGGUGGUGGAGUGGAAACUGUUGCUGUGCACUCACCAGAUCAGGAGUCUGUGAGCUUGGAGGAGGUGGCUGUGUGUUUCUCCGAGGAGGAGGCUGCUCUGCUGGAUCCAGGCCAAAAGGCUCUGCACAGGGAAGUCCUGGAGGAGAUUUCUGGGCAUCUGGCCUUUCUGGGUGAUUGGAGGGAGGGAGAGAAACCGGCCGAUGGAGCGAGAAGGAGAACCGAAGGGAGCCAGACGUGGAGGCAGACUAGUCCUUCCGAAGGGCCAGACUUGCAUUCCAUCCCAAUCCCAGGAGAAUGCCACAAGGGAAGCAGCAGGAAUGAGAUCCCUCAGGAUGUAGAAUCCUUGACUAGUCAGCCACAUCUGAGUAGACGUCCCAGAAUCCACACAGUUUAUAAACCCUAUAAUUGCUCAGAGUGUGGAAAGAGCUUCAGUUGGAAGACAGCGCUUAUUUCCCAUCAAAUAAUCCACACAGCAGAGAAGACUUUUAAAUGUUCGGAAUGUGUAAAAAGCUUCAGUCGGGGUUACCAGCUUACUAUGCAUCAAAGAGUCCACACAGGAGAGAAACCGCAUACCUGCUCAGAGUGUGGAAAGAGAUUCAAUCGUAAGGAAAUAUUUACUUCCCAUCAAAGAGUCCACACAGGGGAGAAACCAUAUUCCUGCUCGGAGUGUGGAAGUAGUUUCAGUCAUAAGACAACACUUACUUACCACCAGAGAAUCCAUACAGGAGACAAGCCAUAUUCCUGCUCAGAGUGUGGAAAGAGCUUUAGUCAAAACCUACAACUUACAUUGCAUCAAAGAUACCACACAGAAAGGAAACCAUAUGCCUGCUCGGAGUGUGGAAAGAGCUUUAAUCAGAAGUCAGGACUUACUAACCAUCAAAGAAUCCACACAGGAGAGAAACCAUAUGCCUGCUCAGAGUGUGGAAAGAGCUUUAAUCAGAAGUCAGUACUUACUGUCCAUCAAAGAAUCCACACAGGGGAGAAACCAUAUACCUGCUCAGAGUGUGGAAAGAGGUUCAGUCAGAAGUCAAAGCUUACUAACCAUCAAAGAAUCCACACAGGAGAGAAACCAUAUACCUGCUCAGAGUGUGGAAGGAACUUCAGUCAGAAGGAAGUUCUUACUGUCCAUCAAAGAAUCCACACAGGGGAGAAGCCAUUUAAAUGCUUUGAAUGUGGAAAGAGCUUCAGUGAGAAGGGAAAACUUACUUACCACCAGAGAGUCCACACAGGAGAGAAACCAUAUACCUGCUCAGAGUGUGGAAAGAGCUUUAGUCAAAACCUACAACUUACAUUGCAUCAACGAAACCACACAGGAAGGAAACCAUAUGCCUGCUCGGAGUGUGGAAAGAGCUUUAAUCAGAAGUUAGGACUUACUGUCCAUCAAAGAGUCCACACAGGGGAGAAACCAUAUACCUGCUCAGAGUGUGGAAAGCGGUUCAGACAGAAGUCACAGCUUACUAAACAUCAAAGAGUCCACACAGGAGAGAAACCAUAUUCCUGCUCGGAGUGUGGAAGGAGCUUCAGUCAGAAGGAAGGUCUUACUGUCCAUCAAAGAAUCCACACAGGUGAGAAGCCGUUUAAAUGCUCAGAAUGUGGAAAGAGCUUCAGUCAGAAGAGAGCACUUAUUUCUCAUCAACGAGUCCACACAGGAGAGAAACCAUAUACCUGCUCAGAGUGUGGAAGGAGCUUCAGUCAUAAGCCAACACUUACUUACCACCAGAGAGUCCACACAGGAGACAAGCGAUAUUCCUGCUCAGAGUGUGGAAAGAGCUUUAGUCAAAACUUACAACUUACAUUGCAUCAAAGAAAUCACACAACAAGGAAACCAUAUGCCUGCUCAGAGUGUGGAAAGAGCUUUAAUCAGAAAUCAGGACUUACUGUCCAUCAAAGAGUCCACACAGGAGAGAAACCCUAUACCUGCUCAGAGUGUGGAAAGAGGUUCAGUCAGAAGUCAAAGCUUACUGACCAUCAAAGAAUCCACACAGGAGAGAAACCAUAUACCUGCUCAGAGUGUGGAAAGAGCUAUAAGAGCCCUUCAUAUCUUACUGGCCAUCAAAGAAUCCACACAGGAGAGAAGCCAUUUAAAUGCUCAGAAUGUGGAAAGAGCUUCAGGCAGAAGGGAACGCUUAUUUCCCAUCAAAGAGUCCACACAGGAGAGAAACCAUAUACCUGCUCAGAGUGUGAAAAGAGCUUCAGUCACAAGGCAACGCUUACUAACCAUCAAAGAAUCCAUACAGGGGAGAAACCAUAUACCUGCUCAGACUGUGGAAAGAGCUUCAGGAAGAAGGGAAAGCUUAAUUCACAUCAAAUAGUCCACACAGGGGAGAAACCAUAUACCUGCUCAGAGUGUGGAAAGCGGUUCAAUCAGAAGUCAAAUCUUAAUAACCAUCAAAGAAUCCACACAGGAGAGAAACCACAUACCUGCUCAGAGUGUGGAAAGAGCUUCAGCUGGAAGGCAGUGCUUACUAAACAUCAAAGAGUACACACAGGAGAGAAACCAUAUUCCUGCUCAGAGUGUGGAAAGCAGUUCAGACAGAAGUCACAGCUUACUAACCAUCAAAGUAACCACACAGGAGAGAAACCACAUAGCUGCUCAGAGUGUGGAAAGCGGUUCAGUCAGAAGGCAAAGCUUACUACUCAUCAAAGAAUCCACACAGGGGAGAAACCACAUACCUGCUCAGAGUGUGGGAAGAGCUUCAUUUGGAAGGCAAUGCUUACUUACCAUCAAAGAAUCCACACAGGAGAAAAACCAUAUACUUGCUCAGAAUGUGGAAAGCGGUUCAUUCGGAAGUCACAGCUUACUGUCCAUCAAAGAAUGCAUACAGGGGAGAAACUAUAUACCUGCUCAGAGUGUGAAAGGCAGUUCAGUCGGAAGUCAUAUCUUACUGACCAUCAAAGAAUCCACACAGGGGAGAAACCAUAUACCUGCUCGGAGUGUGGAAAGUGGUUCAUUCGGAAGUCACAGCUUACUGACCAUCAAAGAAUCCACACAGGGGAGAAACCAUAUACCUGCUCAGAGUGUGGAAAGCGCUUCAGCAAUAAUGCAACACUCAGGUAUCAUAAGAAAGCCCACACUGGAGAUAUACCAUAUACCUGCACAGAGUGUGGAAAGAGCUUCAGCCAUAAGUCAGGAUUUACUUCCCAUCAAAGAGUCCACACAGGAGAAAAACCAUAUUCCUGCUCAGAGUGUGGAAAGAGCUUCAAUCAUAAGACAACACUUACUUACCACCAGAGAGUCCACACAGGAGACAAGCCAUAUACCUGCUCCGAGUGUGGAAAGAGCUUUAGUCAAAAUCUACAACUUACAUUGCAUCAAAGAAAUCACACAACAAGGAAACCAUAUGCCUGCUCAGAGUGUGGAAAGAGCUUUAAUCAGAAGUCAGGACUUACUGUCCAUCAAAGAGUCCACACAGGAGAGAAACCAUAUACCUGCUCAGAGUGUGGAAAGACCUUCGGUUGUAAGUCAGGACUUGUUAAACAUCAAAAAGUCCACACAGGAGAGAAACCAUAUACCUGCUCAGAGUGUGGAAAGAGCUUCAGUCACAAGGCAACGCUUACUAACCAUCAAAGAAUCCAUACAGGGGAGAAACCAUAUACCUGCUCAGACUGUGGAAAGAGCUUCAGGAAGAAGGGAAAGCUUAAUUCACAUCAAAUAGUCCACACAGGGGAGAAACCAUAUACCUGCUCAGAGUGUGGAAAGCGGUUCAAUCAGAAGUCAAAUCUUAAUAACCAUCAAAGAAUCCACACAGGAGAGAAACCACAUACCUGCUCAGAGUGUGGAAAGAGCUUCAGCUGGAAGGCAGUGCUUACUAAACAUCAAAGAGUACACACAGGAGAGAAACCAUAUUCCUGCUCAGAGUGUGGAAAGCAGUUCAGACAGAAGUCACAGCUUACUAACCAUCAAAGUAACCACACAGGAGAGAAACCACAUAGCUGCUCAGAGUGUGGAAAGCGGUUCAGUCAGAAGGCAAAGCUUACUACUCAUCAAAGAAUCCACACAGGGGAGAAACCACAUACCUGCUCAGAGUGUGGGAAGAGCUUCAUUUGGAAGGCAAUGCUUACUUACCAUCAAAGAAUCCACACAGGAGAAAAACCAUAUACUUGCUCAGAAUGUGGAAAGCGGUUCAUUCGGAAGUCACAGCUUACUGUCCAUCAAAGAAUGCAUACAGGGGAGAAACUAUAUACCUGCUCAGAGUGUGAAAGGCAGUUCAGUCGGAAGUCAUAUCUUACUGACCAUCAAAGAAUCCACACAGGGGAGAAACCAUAUACCUGCUCGGAGUGUGGAAAGUGGUUCAUUCGGAAGUCACAGCUUACUGACCAUCAAAGAAUCCACACAGGGGAGAAACCAUAUACCUGCUCAGAGUGUGGAAAGCGCUUCAGCAAUAAUGCAACACUCAGGUAUCAUAAGAAAGCCCACACUGGAGAUAUACCAUAUACCUGCACAGAGUGUGGAAAGAGCUUCAGCCAUAAGUCAGGAUUUACUUCCCAUCAAAGAGUCCACACAGGAGAAAAACCAUAUUCCUGCUCAGAGUGUGGAAAGAGCUUCAAUCAUAAGACAACACUUACUUACCACCAGAGAGUCCACACAGGAGACAAGCCAUAUACCUGCUCCGAGUGUGGAAAGAGCUUUAGUCAAAAUCUACAACUUACAUUGCAUCAAAGAAAUCACACAACAAGGAAACCAUAUGCCUGCUCAGAGUGUGGAAAGAGCUUUAAUCAGAAGUCAGGACUUACUGUCCAUCAAAGAGUCCACACAGGAGAGAAACCAUAUACCUGCUCAGAGUGUGGAAAGACCUUCGGUUGUAAGUCAGGACUUGUUAAACAUCAAAAAGUCCACACAGGAGAGAAACCAUAUACCUGCUCAGAGUGUGGAAAGAGCUUCAGUCAUAAGUCAGGGCUUGUUGUCCAUCAAAGAGUCCACACAGGAGAGAAACCAUAUACCUGCUCAGAGUGUGGAAAGUGCUUUAGUCAAAAUGUAAACCUUACAUUUCAUCAAAGAAUCCACACAGUUUAGAGGCCUUUUAAAUGCCUUUAAAUGUGGAAAAUGUUUUACUCAAGUUGUCGGGCUUACUGUCCAUCACCGAAUCUUCACAGGAGAGAAACCAUAUACCUGGUUAAGAAAGUGGAAAGAGCUUAAGUUGGAGCAAAAAUCUCAAAUUGCCUCCAAGAUUCCACAAAGGGGAAAAGUGGAGUGGCUGUUCCCAGACAUUCAAAGUCUCAACAGAAUGUGGGAACCAACACUGUAGACCCCUUUUCAACAAAGGAAUGUUACUGCCGUGUUGGACACACUGAGAUGGGAGUGGGGAGUUAGAAGGAUUUCUUUGGACAGAUUUGUGUGAUGAAGGCCAGAGGCAUGAGAUGUCCCAUUCCUUCUACUUUCGGUGUGUACUUUUUGAUUGGGCUAAUUGGGCUGUUCUUGCUAGCUUGGAAACUAACUAGAACGGGGGGUGGAUUUUUUUCUUGAAUUGGACUUGUACACCUAGGCAAAUACAGGCACUGUGUUCACUCCAUUUGACAGUCCCACUCUUUGUGGGCUUUUAAUGCUUUGAUUUUGAACCUUUUGCAAAUAUCAUUAUUAUUAUUAUUUCCAUUUUAUAUCCCGCCCAGAGCGGUACACUACAUACUUAGGUUUCUCUUCACAACAACCCUGUGAAGUAGAUUAGGCUGAGAGAGAAGUGAAUGGCCCAGAGUCACCCAGCUAGUAUCAUGGCUGAAUGGGGAUCUGAACUCGAGUCUCCCCGGUCCUAGUCCAGCACUCUAACCACUACACCACGCUGGCUUAUUAAUUAUUAUUAUUAUUAUUCUAUUGCUUUGUAGAAUCCUUGUUGUAUCUAAUAAAGACUUUGUUAGAAGCCCAA